Molecule: messenger RNA, 993 nt
Organism: Mytilinidion resinicola
Lineage: Eukaryota; Fungi; Ascomycota; Dothideomycetes; Mytilinidiales; Mytilinidiaceae
Exons: 7
Coding region: 142-837 (231 amino acids)
Biological process (GO): chromatin organization; negative regulation of transcription by RNA polymerase II
Cellular component (GO): pericentric heterochromatin; nucleus
Molecular function (GO): chromatin binding
Source: RefSeq, a predicted model, not a curated record
CACCGCUUCGUCACUCCCGGCGCGUCGCAGCCAUUGCCAGACUGCAGCGCCGAUUGAGCUGGUGCGUCGAAAGCUCUCGCGAAAUCUACAGCUACACCGCCUUUAGCUUUUCAACGCGCGCGCUGUCGCCAAACAGCCAACAUGCCGCCUGCCAUUAGCGACGAUGAGGCUUCUGCCUCUGGCAACGAGGACGAGAUCCCGUUCAAGGACAACAAGAACAUGCUUGAUGCGCAAAACGGCGACGAGAAUAGCGAUGAUGAUGAAGAAGAAGAGGAGGAGGAGGAGGAGGAAUACAUAGUCGAGGCAAUCCUCAACCAUGCAUUCGAAGACGACGUCCUCAAAUAUGAGGUGAAGUGGGCAGGGUACGAGAAGAAAUCGGAACGUACUUGGGAACCAGAAGAGAAUCUCUCGGGCGCAACGGAUAUUUUGGCGGCAUAUCACAAGAAGAUUGGCGGUAGGCCAAAGCUAGGAGACCCAACUCCUGGGGCGGGCAGAAAGAGGAAGCAAUCUGGUACCCCCGUCGCCAGCAAAACUCCAAAACAAGGCCGCAGGAAGUCGAAGGCAGGCAAGACUGGGGACGACAGCACACCGACUUUGAAGAGCAAGAUCAAGUCGGAGCCAGUAUGGGAACCACCACAAGGGCUGUGGGAAGACCUUAUCAUCGCCGUCGAAUCUUUGGAGCAGACGAUUGACGCCAAAACUGGAGAGCCCAAGUUAAUGGGAUACGUCCAGUGGAACGAUGAGAAGAGGACACAGCACGCCAUAGGCCUUCUCUACAGGAAGUGCCCGCAAAAAAUGCUUCAAUUCUACGAACGUCACUUGACAAUUACAUCCUAACGUGGCUAUUUACUAGGGUGUUCAAAGAGGGUCAGGAAGCUGUCGGUGAAGACGAGAUGGAGGAGAAUGACGUUUAGUGGACCCAUUCUUCACAGCAGCCCGCUUCCAUUCACAGCCCUGACACGGUCCGAUCCUUCUUCUAUUCGCUGUACAGCC